Messenger RNA from Notodromas monacha, 1806 nucleotides. The record is from the annotation of a GenBank genome assembly. Lineage: Eukaryota; Metazoa; Arthropoda; Ostracoda; Podocopida; Cyprididae.
AGAAAUUUGAUCGUUUUUCAAGCCAGAAUCUUUGGAAGACUUCGUGCGAGCUUCGCGUGUGUAUCUGGUUCCGUGAACAUGUCGUUGAAUAAGUUGAGCAUUGACCAUGUGGAUGUCAAGGACCAGCGCGUCAUCAUCAGAGUGGAUUUCAACGUGCCGAUGAAAGAUGGAGUCAUUACCAAUAACCAAAGAAUUGUAGCGGCACUGGAUACGAUUAAGCAUGUUUUGGAUCACGGGGCAAAGUCGGUAGUCUUGAUGUCGCACUUGGGAAGGCCUGAUGGAUCUCGUGUGGAUAAAUAUUCCCUAAAGCCAAUUGCUGCUGAGGUUCAGAAGCUUCUUGGACGUGAUGUGAAAUUCCUGGAAGAUUGCGUUGGACCCGAGGUUGAAUCGGCCUGUGCCAAUCCAGCUCAAGGUUCCGUGAUUCUUUUGGAAAACUUGCGUUAUCACGUUGAGGAAGAAGGAAAGGGUGUAGAUGCUUCGGGAAGCAAGAUUAAAGCCUCUCCUGAUGCGGUUGCAGCCUUCAGGCAGUCCCUGCGCAAAUUGGGCGACGUUUAUGUGAAUGAUGCAUUCGGAACAGCUCAUCGAGGCCAUUCGUCUAUGGUGGGAGAAGGGUUCGAAAAGCGAGCUUCUGGGUUCUUGUUGAAAAAGGAGUUGACCUACUUUGCAAAAGCUUUGGAAAAUCCGGAACGUCCAUUUUUGGCGAUUCUGGGUGGAGCUAAGGUGAAGGACAAGAUCCAGCUGAUUGAGAACAUGUUGGACAAGGUGGAUGAAAUGAUCAUCGGUGGCGGAAUGGCGUUUACGUUUUUGAAGGAGUUGAAUGGCAUGAAGAUUGGAUCAUCUCUGUUUGAUGAGGAAGGGGCCAAAAUUGUGGGGAAGCUGAUGGAAAAGGCUAAGGCCAAGGGAGUCCAGAUUCACUUGCCCAAGGAUUUCCGUACUGCGGAUAAAUUCGCUGAAGACGCGCAAGUGGACGCUGCCACUGUCGAGUCCGGCAUUCCAGAUGGUUGGAUGGGUCUGGACGUUGGACCUGCCACCGAAGCCGCCUUUUUGGAACCCUUGCAUCGUGCCAAGACGAUCGUUUGGAAUGGGCCUGUUGGAGUAUUCGAAUUCAAGAACUUCAGUUCUGGAACUAAGUCGAUCAUGGACGCAGUUGUGGAAGGCACUUCAAAGGGGGCAACCGUAAUUAUCGGUGGUGGUGAUACGGCAACUUGUUGCGCCAAAUGGGGCACCGAAGACAAGGUUUCUCACGUUUCCACUGGUGGUGGAGCUUCGUUGGAACUCCUCGAAGGCAAAGUUCUUCCUGGAGUUGCCGCGUUGUCCGAAGCUUGAAAACCCAGGUUGGAAUAAACCACGAUUGAACCCAUGCAGAACUUCAUCCAUCUGGCAUCGUUUAUUUCCAUGAAGUCCUAGAAGCCAGGAAUGCCCGGAGGGGUUUAGUGCAAUUUCUAUGACUGAAUCGCGGGGCACAAUAUUCUCACCAUUUUCGCCCUGUUUGUUUCAAGCAUGCCUACGAUUUUCCUGUAUGCAAAUUUGAUAUGAAGUUUUUCGGUUCCGUUGUGUGCGAUUCCCCGGUGUUUGUUUCAAUUUCAAGAAUCCGGGAGGUUGACAUCUCUUCCGGUUGGGGCUUUUCUGCCACGAAUGAUCAAAAGUCGUCCCGAAAAGGUUCCUAAAAGCUUUUAACGUAUUGUGGAAGAUUAAUGUUUGGAUUUUAGUGCAAUAUUGUACCGAUUUUAGUCAGGCGUUAUGUGAGAAAUAGAGGCUAUGGUGUCUGGAUGCUUCUGCGUCCGUGCGUUGAUCAUGUACUGUACU